Messenger RNA from Amorphotheca resinae ATCC 22711, 876 nucleotides. RefSeq lists its product as hypothetical. Bases 1 to 675 code for a protein of 224 amino acids. The transcript is spliced from 2 exons. Lineage: Eukaryota; Fungi; Ascomycota; Leotiomycetes; Helotiales; Amorphothecaceae. The record is from RefSeq and is a predicted model, not a curated record.
AUGUAUCCUUCGUACAGUUCAGGGGACGGUUUAGGAGCUUCAGGUGGGUCAGGGCCAGGGUACCAGCCCCCACAACCCGAAGUACCCACAAAGCCAAGCCCUGAGCAGAUUCGCGAAGCUGCCGUGGCGAUAAGCUAUUGCCUGGGGGAUCAAGUCUAUGCAAUUGUCGGGGGCGCAGCCUGCUCCCUUCUCGGUUCUACCCGGGAGACCAUAGACGUCGACAUCGUCGUCCCCCAAGGCGCAACAAGAGAUGCGCGGCGAAAAUUGAGAAACGAACCAACGUUAUUCGACGUGGACAAUCGGACCCUCCAUACAUACUACAGGAGCGAUCCGAGGGUGGAAGUCGAGAUCAUCACGCCACCAUCACUGUUCAGGGAGAGAUUUGAUAAUAAUACGCCUGUUGUCCUUAUCAAUGGUGUCAAGGUCCUCAAGCCAUCGCUAAUCUUGAACGCAAAGUGUAAUUCUAUCCUGAGCCGAUCUUCCGGGGAGAAGAGACUAGCUGAUGCUACUGAUAUUAAGUUUUGCCUCCGGUGGUGUGCUAACAACAACGCGUUUCCUACGGCUGCAGAGGUGCCACACGCUGACAUGGAGUUUGUUGAGUGGUUUAUUGGUGUAUACGCUGAAUCGGAAUGCUGGACAAAUGCAGGAUACAACCGAGAGACUGGGUCGUUCUAGACAAUUAGAUAUAUAGCCAAGGAACUUCGUCCAAAACGUGCUAUAGAGCGCCGCAAGUCUAAGGUCGGAACCGGUGUAGGGAGAGCAAGCAUGGGAUGAUGAUAGCACCCUCACCUUAGAUUCUGUAAGCAACCAGUGAAUAGGUAACAUGAAGUGUUACCCCAUAGCGAAUCAAUACCAGUCAGUAUUUUAUCGUGCGAU